UUAAAAUAUUCAUUCAGGUUCUCAUUGACUCAAUGACAUUGAGUUCCAGCACUACGUCAGGAUUAUUCAGUGACUUUUCCAGUGAUUUACAAUUUACGCGGAUAAUGAAUAUUUUGGUAAUACAAAGUGCUACAGUGUUUCUGCACUAGUACAAGGUUUCCGGAAGAAAAUAGCUCCAAUGGCAAAGUUCAAGAACAUUUUCACAAACAUCUUUACAAAAUCGAGCUCAAAAUUGGAAACAGACGCAGCAAUCAUUCCGCGAAGGGCUGGCGAUUGUGCUGAUGAUAAAAUUGAAGGCACAAACAGUGCGAACGAUGUUUCUGCGCUCACGAGACCAGAAGAGACGCAGCUAGUUCCCAGUACAUCACUUUCUGGUGGAAUUUCGUCAAACUCGGUUUUCCUCGCAAACACUGCACCAGAUCAACUUCUAAGUCCAACAGCAAAUGCUCUGACACAGAACAUCGUCAACAAUGUUCAAAACAAUGCUCUAACAGCUCCACAAACAUCAAUCACCAAUGCAACAGGUGUCCAGGUUUAUCAGAUUAAAAAUGCUAGAAACGUUCAUAUUGGCAACAGCUUUACCUUCAACUCCGCCAGUACCGAAGAAGACCGCACAAGGCCUUCUACCAAUGUAAAUGGACCGGUUAAAUGGGCCAACCUAAAGUUGUCGGACACAAUUCGGCAGAUGAUGGAGUGUGAGGAUGAGCUGGAUACAGAUAUGAUGAUUACCAUAUCCCGACAUCUGGGAUAUGAAUGGAAGCAUUUUGCGAGGGUUUUGGAAUACUCGGAAGGAGAAAUAGAAGCAUUUGAAUGUGAUAAUGAUACGUUAUCGGAGCGAAUCUAUCAGUUCAUUUUGGACUGGUCGCGCAAUGACGACGAACCAACGCUCGGCAAAAUGGUCAACCUGUUAUGGCAACACUUGCACAAGGAAACAGUUUACCACAUGAAGUUACUUUGGAAGAAACGACGACAAAGUCAACCCGAAUGAAAUAUCCAAAGAAAGUCUAAAACACUGUGCAAAAGAAGGAGCUUAUCUCCCAUUAAUUAUCAGUGCCUUAACUUUUUUAACAAUGUAAAACACCGCAUUUCAGAACGGUAUAGUCGUAGUUCCACAAUUCAAGGGAAAAUAUCGAGAACAUUGAAAAUUGUAAAUAUUUUAAAUGUUGAUUAGGGACCGUCCAUAAAUGACGUAGCAUUUUAGGGGGGGGGGGAGUCUACGGUUUUGCUACGAACCAUGUAUUAGGCAUGGGAAAAUAGGCUACGAUGGGGGAGGGGGGUGGCAAAAAUUGGCCAAAAAAUGCUACGUCAUUUAUGGACAAUGCCUUAGAGUGUUGAUGAACACAAUAUGAGAAUGAUAAAAUUAUAAGCU
Aedes aegypti (yellow fever mosquito) is the source of this 1369-nucleotide messenger RNA. RefSeq lists its product as uncharacterized. Gene Ontology annotation, biological process: signal transduction. The record is from RefSeq and is a predicted model, not a curated record. The transcript has 2 exons. Bases 179 to 988 code for a protein of 269 amino acids. Gene Ontology annotation, molecular function: protein binding. NCBI's taxonomy places the organism in Eukaryota, Metazoa, Arthropoda, Insecta, Diptera, Culicidae.